AUGCCUCUUGCGUCCCCUUUUGCGCCUCUCCACAUCGAGCAAACGGACCUGUUGGCCUACCUCUUUCCGCCUGGCCAGCAUGUCUCUGACAAGCCGCUAUGGAUCGAUGCCACCAACCCCGAGCGUUCCCUGUCGCCCCGCCAGAUGCUGCAGUGGAUAAAGAGGCUGGCCAUCGGUCUGGACAAAGUUGGCUGUGCCCGCGGCCAGGUGGUUUUGACGUACACGCCAAACCACAUCUUCGUCCCCACUGUCUACAUGGCUACCGUUGGAUCUGGAAGGAUCUUUAGCGGAGCAAAUCCCGCUUACGCCGAACAAGAGUUGUUGCACCAGCUGAAGGACACCGGAGCUCAGGUCCUCCUGGUGCAUCCCUCCCUUGUCAAAACCGCAGUCUCUGCCGGCCAAAGAGCUGGUCUUUCUACCGACAGGAUCUUCCUGUUCUCGGAUGAGGUGCACAGUCCCGUUGGUGGGGUACGUGAUUGGAGGGAAAUGAUCGGGUCGACCAAGCAGGCAGACAGCUAUCAGUGGAAGCGUAUGGCUGGACCUGAGUCCAGAGACACCGUGGCUACGGUAAACUACUCUUCCGGUACUACCGGUCUGCCAAAAGGAGUCUGCAUAUCCCACUCCAGCCUUAUCUCGAAUGCCGAGCAGGUGAUAUACAUGCGCUACGCAUUCAAGGAACGGACGACAGAAAGAUGGACCGGGUUUCUACCCUUGUACCACGCCUAUGGACAGCUCUAUGCCAACAUACUGGCCGUCAAACUGCACGCAACUGUGUACAUCAUGAAGCAGUUUGUUUACGAGGACUUCCUCCGUGUAGUUGAGACGUACAGGAUCAAUUCUUUGCAGGUCGCGCCGCCUAUCCUGGUGAUGAUGAGCAAACGUCCGGAGACAUCGAGAUACGACCUCAGCAGUAUCGAAGAGAUCACGUGUGGCGCGGCGCCACUCUCCAAGGAAUUAGCAGAUGACAUCGUCAGACGCUUCAAUGUGACUCUGAAGCAGGGCUACGGCAUGACGGAAACGACCUGUGCAGCCAUUGUUAUGCCUGGUGGAGCUGACCAGGUCGAAGACAAUACCGGCUGUGUUGGCCAGUUGUGCCCAAACACUGAUUGCGUCCUCCGGGAUGAUGACGGAAAUGAGGUCCCAGCCGGUCAGCCUGGAGAAAUGUACAUUCGCGGGCCUCAGAUUUGCCUGGGCUACUGGAGAAACGACCAAGCUAGCAAAGAAACUCUGAGUUCUGAUGGCUGGCUGAGGACCGGUGACAUUGCUGUGCAGCGGGAUGGCUGGUUUUGGAUUGUUGACAGGAAAAAAGAGCUUAUUAAAGUGAAUGGGCUGCAGGUGGCUCCGGCGGAACUUGAAGCCGUCUUACUCGAGCACGAAGACAUCGCUGAUGCUGCGGUUGUAGGCGUGACGUUACGUGGCGAAGAGUGGCCACGGGCAUACGUUUCCCUGAAGGGUGACAAGAAGGGGAAAACGACGGAGAAGCAGAUACAGGACUGGAUUAAAGUCAAGGUUGCCAGAUACAAGCAGCUGGCCGGCGGCGUAUCGUUUGUCGAUGAGGUGCCGAAGCUGCAGAGUGGCAAGAUUAUGCGCAAGGUUCUUAGGCAAUGGGCGAGCCGCGAUUCCCCAGCGUUGGAGGCCAGUGUAACAGCGAAGCUAUGA
Messenger RNA from Diplodia corticola, 1659 nucleotides. Its product is annotated as 4-coumarate-ligase. Bases 1 to 1659 code for a protein of 552 amino acids. Gene Ontology annotation, biological process: secondary metabolic process. The record is from RefSeq and is a predicted model, not a curated record. The transcript has 5 exons. Lineage: Eukaryota; Fungi; Ascomycota; Dothideomycetes; Botryosphaeriales; Botryosphaeriaceae. Gene Ontology annotation, molecular function: CoA-ligase activity.